This is a messenger RNA of Trypanosoma grayi, 792 nucleotides long. RefSeq lists its product as hypothetical. The record is from RefSeq and is a predicted model, not a curated record. The transcript has a single exon. Bases 1 to 792 code for a protein of 263 amino acids. NCBI's taxonomy places the organism in Eukaryota, Euglenozoa, Kinetoplastea, Trypanosomatida, Trypanosomatidae. Gene Ontology annotation, molecular function: nucleic acid binding.
AUGCCGCUGGACCUCGUGGGGAAGCUGCACCGCACGGUGUACAUUGAGGGCUGCCCACCCACGGUGCGGGAGGACCUCCUGCGGCUGCUGGUGGCCAAGUGCGGCGCUAUUGACGGCUGGGAUGUCGUUGGUGAGCGCAUCAUAGUUCUCUUCAGCAGCAUGAAUAGCAUCAGCACCGCCAUCACGUUCAACGGCACCGCCUUCGGCGACCUGACGAGCAAACUCAUCCUGUGGGUCGCUACCGAGUCGCCGCCGGCGGGAGUGACGCAGCAGAUGGCGAUCACCGGCAGUAGCGGCGAUGCGGGGGCCGCGCCACGCUCUGCGGAGGAGUUAAAGUCCGCGCGUGAGGCGCGCGAGCGACGACUUGCCGCCAUUCGUGCUGAGUUGGCGCCGGAAAUUGAGCGCGCGGAGAGCGCCGACGACCCUGAGGUUAAGCGGCGGGAUCUAUGCGGCCGGCAGCUCAAGGCGCUCUGCGUACUCACCGCCCACGCCAUCACAGAGUUGGAGAAGAAGCUUGAAGAUUCGACUACACACCUGCACGCCUCACAGCAGCUCCUUGCAAGCUUGCGCGAGAAAAAGGAGCAGCAGCAACAACAAGAAGAACAACAACGUGAAGAAGAGGUGAAGGGGGCGACUCUGAGCAAGAGGCUGUCCAAUGAUCACGGUGUGGGCGCUACCACUACACCUCCCGCAGUGCUGGAUGAGCGAGAUGAGGUCACUCGACGUGUUGAGGCGAUGGUAGAUGCUGCUGAGGAUAUUGGUAGGCGGCGUGUGCGCUCCAAAAGGGAAUGA